GGACCAGCAGAGGGGCGCAUGGGUGCGUGGUGCUGGGCCAGGGCGCCGCGGCACCGGUGUAGGAGCGCGCAUGGCCAGAGCUCCUUCCAUCUCAGCGGCGUCUCAGUGCUGCAGCGGGAACGGCUGUUUGCUUCCCUGAGGAGCUUCUAGAGAGCUACGGUGGCCCCCGUGUGGGAGGUGGGGCGGGGGGCGUGGCGGCGUGGGCGUCUCUGUCCGCUCCUCCGUAGCUCUCCUCCCUCCCCUUUCUGCUGCUAUGGGGAGCGCGGUGGCCACGGAACGCUGCCCCGAGCCGCGCGAGGGAGGACCCGACGCGCGGCGUUUACCCGGCGCGGCGUUCCACCGCCCGGGUUUGGCUGGGUAAAAUAAAAAAUGGGGAUAUUGACCUCCUGUCACUACUGCAUGGACUUUGAUGGUUUCCAAUCAUUACUUUCUCCUCUGUGUCAAUCUGCCUCUUCGAGAAACUCAUACUCCUGAAUAGCUCUCCAGACCCCCAGCUGGCCAUGUGGUGAGUUCGGGGCCCAAAUCAAGUAGUAAGUACCAGCAAUCAGGGAACUCCCUCUAUCUGUUUUGAAUGGAUUCACACCAGUCACAAGCCUGGAAAGAUGGUGUCACAGUCUACAGUCAGGCAGGAUUCUCCUGAGGACCCCUGGGAAAGGAUCACCCAUUACUCUGGCAUUAUUGAUGGAUCGCCUGGACUCCUGAACACUGACCAUCCUCCUUGCCAAUUAGACAUCAGGCUCAUGAGGCACAAAGCUGCCUGGAUCAACCCCCAGGAUGUGCAGCAACAGCUGCAGGACUUGCAACCUCAGGUGCCAGCAGCCGGGAACAGUGGGACCCAUUUUGUGACAGAUGCUGCCUCUCCCUCAGGCCCUUCAUCUUCGUGCCUCAGGGACUCCCUAGCAGAGACAACAUUGUCUGAGGCUACUACAGACUCCAUUGGCAGCGCUUCUCCCCAUGGCUCGAGGGAAAAGAGUAGCAGCUUCUCUCUGUCCUCAACAGAAGGACACAUGGUCCACCCAGGAUACUCUCAUCGAGUGUCUCUGCCCACAAGCCCUAGGAUUUUGGUCACCUCCCCAUAUCCUGAGACUGACAGUGCUUUUUUUGAGCCUUCCCACCUGACAUCUGCUGCUGCUGAAGAUGCUGUUCAAGUCAGUAGAAGAACCAUUUCUUUGAAUUCCUUCUCACCAGAAGUAUUUGUGCUGCCUGUUGAUGUAGAAAAGGAAAAUGCCCACUUUCAUGUUGCAGAUAUGAUUAUAUCAGCAAUGGAGAAAAUGAAGUGGAACAUUCUGAGUCCACAGCAGACAGAGAACUGGAGUAAAGAAGAAGCCAGUGGGUUACUUGGGAGUGAUCAGCCUGACUCUGACGUGACUUUUGAUACCAACAUAAAGCAAGAGUCUGGGUCUUCCCCUUCUUCAUACAGUGGCUAUGAAGGUUGUGCUGUGUUACAGGUCAGCCCAGUGACUGAAACACGUACUUACCAUGAUGUGAAAGAGAUUUGCCAAUGCGACAUUGAUGAAUUUGUUAUUUUAGAGCUUGGAGAUUUUAAUGAUAUCGCAGAAACCUGUAGCUGUUCCUGCAACUCCUCUAAGAGUGUCACUUAUGAGCCAGAGUUCAAUUCUGCUGAACUAUUAGCCAAAGAGCUGUACCGCGUGUUCCGGAAGUGCUGGAUGCUGUCACUAGUUAAUUCUCAGCUGGCAGGUUCCCUGAGUGCAGCUGGCUCAAUAGUUGUAAAUGAAGAGCGUGUCCGAAAAAACUUUGAAUCCAGUAUGAAUGUUGUACAGGAAAUUAAAUUUAAGUCUAGGAUCAGAGGGACUGAAGACUGGGCUCCUCCUAGAUUUCAAAUCAUAUUUAAUAUUCAUCCACCACUCAAGAGGGACCUUGUGGUAGCAGCCCAGAAUUUUUUCUGUGCCGGCUGUGGAACUCCAAUAGAGCCUAAGUUUGUGAAGCGGCUCCGGUACUGCGAAUACCUAGGGAAGUAUUUCUGUGACUGCUGCCACUCAUAUGCAGAGUCCUGCAUCCCUGCCCGAAUCCUGAUGAUGUGGGACUUCAAGAAGUACUACGUCAGCAAUUUCUCCAAACGGCUGCUGGACAGCAUAUGGAACCAGCCCAUUUUCAAUUUGCUGAGCAUUGGCCAAAGCCUGUAUGCGAAAGCCAAGGAGCUGGGCAGAAUGAAGAUUCCUCUUUGUUUCCUCUCUGGCAGUGCAUUAAAGGAGUUUGAGCAGGUGCCGGCACACUUGACUGAUGAGCUCCACCUGUUCUCCCUUGAGGACCUGGUCAGGAUCAAGAAAGGGCUGCUGGCACCCUUACUCAAGGACAUUCUGAAAGCUUCCCUUGCGCACGUGGCCGGCUGCGAGCUGUGUCAAGGAAAGGGCUUUAUUUGUGAAUUUUGCCGGAAUACGACUGUCAUCUUCCCAUUUCAGACAGCAACAUGUAGAAGAUGUUCAGCGUGCAGGGCUUGCUUUCACAAACAGUGCUUCCAGUCCUCCGAGUGCCCCCGGUGUGCGAGGAUCACAGCUAGGAGAAAACUUCUGGAAAGCGUGGCCUCUGCAGCAACAUGAUGCCCCUGAGUAUUGUGAAAAAGACUGUUCAACAUGCCUUAUGAUAACAUCGAUUUGUGUCUAUUAUUGGUGACAUUGUUUUAGAUAUCUGGUAUUGUAUAUUAAGGGAAAAGAUGGUCUAUAUUCUCUUUAUUGCAUAUACUUAAUGUUUCAAAAGAAUGCAGAUUCUGUGAUUAAGCACGGGGUUGAUAGUAGUGGUUUUGUUUACAAAUGUUCUGUUUUGGCUGCUAUUGGUUUUUUAAAGAGGUUUUUUAUACUUUUGUAUUUGAAUAGUUAUGUUUAACUGAUGUUGAGCCAGUGUGUGUGUGUGUGUGUGUGUGUGUGUGUACAUAUGUGAAUUGUAACUGACAAGAUGAAUUACUCAAUUUCUCUCCCUCUAAUGCUUGUUUGAUGAAACUGCUUGGUUCUUUCAGUGAACAAGAAUAUGACCCCAAAUCUGUUUGUCCUGGCUUUUAUUUCUUCAAGAAACAGACUUCCACUUAAAUGCCAUUUUGUGAUUGUGUCAAUCAUACACAUUUUAUUUACUCCGGAGUUUGAAUAGAGAGUACACAUUUCUUCUGCAGCUUUAUUUCAUGAUGAGUUUGAGUUGCUUAGCAGGGCGUGUAGAUCCAGUUGAAGUGCAGUUUGAAGCAGCUGCCUCUAGAUGGCAUUCUUUCAGGUGGCACAAAUCAAACCUGUAUUUGUCGUCUCUGUUCCACACGCUGUAAUGUCAAGGGACACAGGAGUAGAACUCCAUCCCUGCCCUUAAGGAUCUUGCUUUAUAGAUGUAAAGCUGAACAUACGGUAUUUGCAGAUUUAAACAAAUUGGGGGAAAUAAUGAACAGUAUAAUUCAAGUAAUAACAUUAAAAUCAUAGACAUCGACUAAUAA
Messenger RNA from Mandrillus leucophaeus (drill), 3427 nucleotides. It is a transcript of the gene RUBCNL, whose product is annotated as KIAA0226-like ortholog. Gene Ontology annotation, biological process: autophagosome-endosome fusion; autophagosome-lysosome fusion; autophagosome maturation. NCBI's taxonomy places the organism in Eukaryota, Metazoa, Chordata, Mammalia, Primates, Cercopithecidae. Gene Ontology annotation, cellular component: intracellular membrane-bounded organelle; autophagosome membrane. The transcript is spliced from 14 exons. The coding region runs from base 603 to 2558 and encodes 651 amino acids. Gene Ontology annotation, molecular function: phosphatidylinositol phosphate binding. The record is from RefSeq and is a predicted model, not a curated record.